CAGGACUUGUGUGUGGUUGCCAUGGCAACCACACGACCUGAUCAGUGGUCGCAGGGACGGCAAAAGCUUUGCAGUCGACUAAAAAGUUUGACCAGCAACUUUUGUCCUUUUACUUCGAAUAUUUCUACUCCACUUUUUUAUUUGGAAUGAGUUCCUCGCAGGAGGAGGACGGCACACUUUCACCUACACUAGACCUUGUCAUUCAGAAGUUGGAGGAGUCUCUGCUUGACUCUGAGAGCCAUGAAGCAGACUCUGGAGUUGCACCGGCUCCGGUGUCAGCACGCAUCCGCCACAUCAUCACCCGGAACCUGGUGGCCGAGUCGCCUGACGGUCAGGCAACCAAAAUGGAGGAGAACCCCAAGAAUGAGGGUUCUUUGACUCAGACGAUCUGCAAGGAGCAAGUCCAACCAUGCAGCCUCACUGAAAAGCUGGAUCGAAUGCUGAGCAUGCCGUCGCCAGCAGAGUCGGACCGGGACGGCGCGUCGCCGUGGCAACAGGCCGUCCAGGAGCGAGAGUACAAACGGAGGCUGCUGCUCUUCCAGGAGGCCCAGCAGAAGCAGGCCCAGCUGGUCCAGAGGCUGCAGACCAAGGUCCUCCAGUACAAAAGCAGGUGUGGCCAGCUGGAAGGACAAGUCUUGGAGAAGACCUCUGAUUUGGAGAAGAUGCGACUGUUGUUGCAGGCCCACAAAGACUCGGCCCAACGUCAAGUGCAAGAUCUCAGCAUCAGCAUCCGGAGCAAGGUUGCCCAGCUGGAAGAGGAACAGAGAAGAUGCGGCAGCCUGAGCCAAGUCAACUGUGUACUUCGAGAACAGCUGGAGGAGGCCGACGCCCUCAACCAGGGCCUGGUCGAGAGCCUGCAGAAGGCCCGUCAGGACGGGGAGCUGUGCGAUACGCGCCUGCGCCACCAGCAAGAGGCGUCGUCUUGCCGCCUGAGUCGGGAGCAGGCUCGCGUCAGAAGCUUGUGGCGCCAGGCCGCUUCCCUGAGGAACUCCUUCACGCAACUCAGGACCUUUGCUGACAGGACGCUGUCCGACAUGCGAGGAGAGUGCGUCGCCGUCGGCCAGCAGCUCCGCGUGGCCUGUCGUCAUCUGGAGGCCACGCAGGAGAGCUCCCCCGGUGGCACGGAGGUGUCGGCGCUGGAGCGGCAGCUAAAGGACAAACUCCGAGAGGCCAUGCAGCUUCAGGGGCGCUGGGAUGCCGAGAAAGUGGAACUCAAAUCCAGGAUCAUGGAGCUGACAGAUGCAUUGACGCACCUCCGCAGCCAAAACAGCGAGAAGGACGCCAGCCUGGACAGGAUGGAGACGAGCAGAAGCGAGGACAAAGGAGAACUGGAAGUCCUCCAGGCCGAGAAUCAAACCCUUCAGAAAGUACUCCAUGAGGUCCACCAGCUAGUGUCCAGAGAGGUUGAUGGUGGAGGUCUUCUUGAUUUUUCUCCACGGAAGAUCGCAACCCUGAAGGCUGUGCAGGCUGCCCUCGACAAGCACAAGCAACAAACUCAAGACCUCCGUGUUCGCCUGGAGGCCUCUCUGAACGAGGCGAACUCGCUGCGUACUCGACUGCAGCAGAGCCACUCGGCCAGGACGGAGCUGGAGGUGAGGAUCCAGGAAGUCGCAAAGGAAAGUCAAGAGGUCCAAAAGGCUUUGGAGGAAACUGUGCAGGAGAAGGAUAGAUACCGUUCCUCGCUGGACGAUGUCUCCAGAGAGAAGUGCCAUGUGGAGCAGCUCUUAGCAGAAACCCGAAAGGAGUGCAACACCCAGCGGGGCGAGUUGGAGGCCCUGCGACGGCAGCGGAGAGAUGUUGAGCUGCAGUUGGGACGGCUACGUUCCAACGUCCAGAGAAGCGAGCAGAGCCUGGAGGAGCUGGAGGGGAAGCACUCGGACGUCCGACGGGAGUUGGUGGCGGCGAGGGAGGCGUUGAGCCAGUCUGGCUUGGAGAAGGAGGUUCUGGAGGAGGACAAGGCUAGCCUGGCUCUGGCUCUCAGCAAGGCGGAGUGUCGCGGCGUGGAGCAGGAAGCGCUGUUGGCCAAGCUGCGGCACCAGGAAGCCGGAUUGAAGGACUCCUUGGCCAAGAUGGCGGCUCUGAGUGAGGGCCUGGCCAAGGACAAGGUGGAGCUCAACCGAUUGCUCCUGCAGGCGGAAGCUGAGAAGGCGGAGCUCGGCGACCGCCAUCGGGAGGCGGAAGCUGAGCGGGCGUUGGCUCGGGAGGAGGUGGCCCAGCUACAACGGGAGACGACAGACACUCUGAUGGAGAAGGAAGCCCUGGAGAGCUCGCAGCGCCACCUAUGGGACCUGCGGCGCAAGACGGAAGAGGACCUGGAGCGACUGCAGAAGGAAAACGCUCGCAACCUGCAGCAGCGGUCGCAGGUGAGCAGACAGGUGCAGAGCACAUCGGAGGAGCUUUGCGAGAGCAGGAGGCAGCUGGACGAGCAGGAGAAGGUUCUGGAGAAAGUUACCGCAGACAGAGACGGUCUGGCCAAAGACAAGGCCGCCCUGGAGGUCCGACUCUGCUCGGCCGAGCGCAAAAGCUGCGACCUUGCCCGGGAGCUGCUGGCACUCAGAGCUGAGAAGCAGUCCUCGGAGACCAGCGUGUUCCAGAGCCAGGAGCUGGCCUCGUCCCUGGAGGUCGAGCGUAGCCGCGUGGAGGCCGAGAAUUGCAGAUUGCUGUCGGCUAAUGAAGCCUUGACACGUGAUGUUGCCCGAGUGCGUUUGGAUGCGGAGCGUGAGCUUGCUCAGGUCGCGCAGGAGCGCAGCGACCUAGAAGAGAAGCUGGUCCAAGCGGAGCGGAAGACCCUGCAGAGCCUGAAGAACAGCGACGAGCUUCACCGAGAGCAGCUGGAAGAUGCAAGCAGACAGCAGGAGCAGAAGCUUACAGAGUUGAUGAGGCAGCUGGAGCAGCUGCGCUCACUCAACCAACAACUGGCAGAGCGCAGUCGGGACGAGGUGCAAAAAGCCAAGGAGGAGAUGCUCAGAGUCCAGCAGGACUGCAAGAGGAGCAUUAUGAAGGCCCACAACGAGAAUCAGCAGGCUUUGUCCCAGAAAGACACGGAGAAGACAUCCCUGGUGGAGGAACUUGCUAUCCUCCAACAAGAUCUAAAAUCGGUAACCAGUCAUCUGGAGCUUACGCGGAAGGAAGCGUUCUUUGCACAGGAGCAGGACAAGAAUGAAAUCUCCGUCCUGCGGCGCGAGACACUUCAGCUGCGUGCCGACUUGGAGGCGUGGCUUCAUUCGCACGAGGCCGCCGAGCAGAGUGGACGCGAGAAGCUGCGUGAGCUGAGCCAACAGCAGCAGGCAGCCCAGCAGCAGGUGGAGGCUCUUCAAGCUCAGCUGCAGCACACCGAGGAGCAACUGGCCGAAGCCCGACAGUCCCUCCAGGAGAGCUCUCAGGGUUGGGAGAAGCAGCGCAAGGAGGCCCUCAACCUGCGGCGAUUACUGGAGGACGAAACCAGUGAGAAGGAAGCAAUUCACACCUCCAACCAGGAGCUCAGAGCUUCCAUCAAGCGGGCGGAGAGCGACAACAGCAGCUUGAGGCGAGCGUUGGAGGGGUGUGAGCAGCAGUUGUCCGUCUUGGAAGAGCGCAGCGCCGCCGUGCAGCAGGAGGCGUCCACCUUGAGGAGCAGCAUGCGAGAGAUCGAGAAGUCACGGCUGCAGGCGCGCCGACGGAAUCAGGAGCUGCGCAGACAGCUGAAGGUCCUGGAAGGUGAGAAGCAGCGUCAGGAGCAAGAGCUGAAGCAGCUGCAGGCGCAACUGUGUCAGGAGGAGCAGCAGCGGGAGGAGGCGCGACGCCAGGCGUUCGGUCUCAAGCAGAAAGUGUUGGAGUCCGAGGCAGCCAGAGAUGCAGCCACCAAUCAGGCGUCAUCCCUGCAGAGACGCGUAUUGGAACUGGAGGAGGCGGAGCGUCAGGCCUCGGAGCUCCUGCAGGUCCAGCAAGCCCGGCAGCGGCUGGCCGACCAGAAGCGUCGCGACCAGGCCGCCCGGCUGCAGCGAAGCCUGGAGGACGCCGCCCUCCAAACCGGAGAGGCGAGCGCCCGGCUGGACGGCGCCGAGGCCGCCGCCCUGGAUCUGGAGCGUCGCUUGGCGGUGAGCGAGAGCCGGCGGCGCGAGCUUGAGCGCAAAGUGUCGGCGGUGGGCUCGGCGCUGCGCCGUCUCCGCCUGACAUCUCCCAGGAGGAGGCUUCCUCUUCAAGGCUCGGCGGGAGACGGCUUGACCAGCAUCUCCACUUCCUGUGCUGAUGAUGAGGAACUGGACUUGGACUUCAUCCAGGACAGCCUGCAGGACUUCCAGAGGGAACUCAGGGACACACAGAGAGAAAGAGAUGAGUCCAAGGCUCAGCUGGUCAUGCUCAGCGAGCAGGUGUCAACACUCCAGGACAAAUCAGCCGGCGAGGUGACCAAACUGCACAAGUCCCUGAAGCAGUUCAAAGACGAACAUCGGGAGAUGCAGGAGCGACUGCGUGAAUCGCAGACCUCGUUUUUCCUUCACCGGGAAGCCGAGAGAGACAAGGCGGGCCUGGAGGAGGAGGAGGUGACUCAGCUGCGGUCCGCUCUGCUCACUCUCCAAGUUGAGUCCAAUUCACUCAAGGAUAAGCUGGAUGGCUCCCAGGCUAACGCACACGCGGAACACGAGAGACUAAACGAGGCCUUGGAGGAGGCCCGAAGGAGCAAUGUCCGGCUGGAACUCGCUCAAGGUUCCCUGGAGGCCGAGCUGCAGUGUGCCCGCCAAAGAGCAUCUGAGUUGGAGGCGGAGACGACGGCGUUACGGGAGAGGCUGACCAAGGCGUCGAAGAAACUCGUCGAGAGCGAGGCGGCGCUGAGAGCCGGCGAGGAGCGUCAGAGCGCGGCUGAUCGGCGACAGGGACAGCUGGGCGAGCAGGUGAUCGCCGAGCUGAACAAGCAGCGCAGCAGCCAGGGGGCGCUGCAGGAGAACCUGAAGCAGCUGCACAGAGCUCUGACUGACAGCGAGACGGAACGACAACUCCUGCAGGACCGUCUCAACGAAAGCCGAGACGCCCUGGCGGAGAGCAAGAAGCUGAACCGCUCUCUGAUGGAACGCAGUCAGACACUUAAAAGGGAACAAGAGGACUUGGAGCAGAGGAACCGUGAGCUGGACAAACAAAAGAUCAGCCUGCAGCAGAGUCUGAAGGUGCAACAGGGGGCGCAGCAGGCGACGCGGGAGAAGGCUGAGCAGCUGGAGAGCAAGGCGACAAAUCUGGAAAGCAAGGUGACGAACCUACAGGCGGCGCUGCAGCAGCUACGGCGGGAAAAAGCCGACAUGGAGAAAGCCAUGGCGCGGCUGGGAAAAGACAAAGGUGCUCUCAGGAAGUCGUUGGAGAAGGCAGAGACAAACAGGCGGAGGACGGAGGAGGGGAUCACCAGGGAGACGCAAGAGGCGCUCGUCUGCCUCGAACGACAGCUGGUGGAGAGGCAGGACCAGGUGACUGCCCUGAAGUCGCAGAUAGGUCAGCUGGAGCAGGCUCAGGCACAGCGCCUCCUGGAGGUGACGGCGCGCCACCACCAGGAGAUGGAAACGGCCACAGAGCGGUCGCGCCAGGCCCAGCUGCAGGCUCAGCAGGCGCUGGAGAGCCGUGAGAAGGCCCAUCGCCAGAGGGUCAGGUGUCUGGAGGAUCAGGUGUCCACGCUCAAGGAGCAGCUGGACGAGGAGACACGAAGGCGACAGGCCUGCGUCCACAAGAUGCUGCGGCCGGGCGUGCACUCAAGUAUGUAGCCACCGUCACACGCGUGACAACAACAACCACGACGGGGCGUUUGUUUACGACGGAGCGGACGGGACGAACUGUUCGACUCCUCUGGGUGACAAAUAUUAUCGCUUGCAGGCUAUCAAUAUUA
Syngnathus acus (greater pipefish) is the source of this 5842-nucleotide messenger RNA. RefSeq names its product ciliary rootlet coiled-coil, rootletin family member 2 (gene crocc2). The coding region runs from base 147 to 5720 and encodes 1857 amino acids. The record is from RefSeq and is a predicted model, not a curated record. The transcript is spliced from 36 exons. Lineage: Eukaryota; Metazoa; Chordata; Actinopteri; Syngnathiformes; Syngnathidae.